UGUUGUUGCUCGGUGUUUUUAUGCAACUUUCGAAUCGUAGAGAUGGCGCAUGUUUGGACCAUGCUGAAUGGAAAAAUCCUGCAGAAGCAAUGUGUUUUUAAGCAGCUAAAGAGCUGCUUCACAUCACAUGCUAUAAGAGGCCCAAGAAUAACAAACUUGUCAAAGAACUUGAUUAAAAAUUCAAAAUUUUUGAGGUCAAACACAGUGAAUGCAACAGCUCAGGUGGGGGCAACUGCAGACAAAUCACUAAAUCCAAAAACACAAAAGUACAUUGGCUACUGGCUGUUUGGCUGCUGUGGGCUUGUAGUUGGUUCAGUGUCUCUAGGAGGGAUUACAAGGUUAACGGAAUCUGGGUUGUCGAUGACGUCAUGGCAUCUUAUUCGUGGAAUGAAACCUCCAAGAUCGGAGGAAGAAUGGCUAGCUGAAUUUGAAAAAUACAAAGAAUGUCCGGAAUAUAAAUAUUCAAAAUUGGGAAUGUCACUCGAAGAAUUCAAAUUUAUAUUUUACAUGGAAUGGGCACAUAGGAUGUGGGGCAGAUUGGUUGGCGUGGCUUUCUUCCUCCCUGCAGCCUUUUUCUGGAGCAAGGGCUGGAUAACAAAGGCGAUGAAGCCUCGUUUGUUAAUUUACGGGCUUCUUCUCGGUGGACAAGGUUUAUUAGGCUGGUAUAUGGUAAAAAGUGGACUACGAGAGGAUACAAUGAGCAUGUCCACGCAGGCACAACCUCAUGUAAGCCAGUACCGCCUCGCAGCGCAUCUUGGCAUGGCAUUCGCCUUGUACUCUUUGAUGUUCUGGCAAGGUCUUGCGCAUGUCCUAAAACCAGAGACGAUGACUGUCGUCUCGGCCAAAUUGUCGAAGUUAAGAGGACUCUCUCAUGGCUUAGUCUCUUUGACUUUUUUCACUGCAUUGUCAGGCGCAUUUGUUGCUGGUCUUGACGCCGGCCUAACUUACAACACAUUUCCAAAGAUGGCGGAUCGAUGGAUUCCAACUGACCUUUGGGCUCUAUCACCCUGGUUUAAAAACCUCUUUGAGAAUCCAACAACAACACAGUUCAACCAUAGGAUAUUGGGUACUACUACGUUAGCUGCGAUUGUUGCCGCUUGGUGUCUUGCUAGGCCAGUUGCAUUGCCUUAUCGUGCGAGGAUGUCCGUGAAUUUGCUUCUUGGAAUGUCCUUUAUGCAGGUUGGCCUAGGCAUCACUACUUUACUCACCUACGUACCAACAUCACUUGCAGCUGCGCAUCAACUUGGCUCUUUAACUCUGCUUUCCAUUGCACUUUGGUUUGAAUACGAAAUGAAACUAGCGGCUAAGUUCAUACCAAAGUGAAGUAGCAUAAUUCUGUUUAGUAAUUCUUGUGUGAUUCUAGCUUACAAUGCUACAUUAGAAGCGAAUUCAACUCUUUUCCUUUCCCUUUCCCUAGUGCCCCCUUAGUCCUCUUUGGCUUGCCUAUAGAAAUGUCGACUCGCUAUAUUUGGUUAUCUGAAUCAAGAGAGGCGUUAACUUUAUGGGAGGACAGCGUUCGUUGUGAUUACCAUCGGGGCCUUUUAUCUAAUUUCCAUAAGGCCAUGUACCUAUAAAUUUCACUUAGCUUACGUCUACUGUUUGAGUUUUAGCCCAAGAGAAACAUUCCACCAUUAAUUUACAAAGGAUAGCAAAAUAUGGUGAUGCAAAAUAAUCAAUUAUAGCAACCCAUUCUUUGUUUUGAUUUUUGUUCCAUUUUAGAAUUUUCAAAAUUCUCAAACUGUUUGCGAUAGAUUGAUGAUUUCUAAAUUUUGCAAACAUGCAACUUUUACCCAUGACUUGUUCCAUAUUUUGUCCUAAUUUUCUAGUUACAACCGCGAUGAAAUUUGUUCCUAUAAUACGUUUAUCUGAUAAUUGAAAAAUAAAACAAUCUCUUUUGAGUAAUGUUUCUGCUUUCCUGUAAUAUUUUCAAGGGAGCUAUGAGCUCACUCUAAAUAGAGUACAAUUUAAAACGUGUGUUUUUUCUGUUUGGGCUUUCAAAUUUUCCAAACUCAGUGAGAACUAUUAUAGUCAAUACAAAACUAUUGACUAUUGUUUUUUCUACUGACUAUGGUACUAUCACUAAUCGACAAAAAAGACCGGAUCGAGCUUCGAAUGUGACCAGAGUGUUGCCAUCCGAAAAGAUGGCCCAAGAACAGCCCAUGCGAGGAGAGGGCCUUCAUUGUCACUCUUAGCAAUGUUUUCAGCUGCUCUGGCCUUGUUCUUUUUCAGCAGUCAUACACAGUAUGGUAGAUCUCGUGUAUCCAUAUCGUUUAAGUAUUGGUUUGAAGGAAUAGCUUCCCGCUUUUAUUUGGGUCCUCUUCCUCUUGAAAUUGAGUGGGCUUCGAACUCUAUUAUUUCAAGGCAAUAGAAAGCUCUACCCAUUCUUUUUCAUUUUUCAGUGGGUAUUAUGUAGACGAAAACUUAGUGGCUACUGAUACUGAUACUCAUUUUCCGUGUUGUAAACAAAAUUACUGGGAGACCGAAAUUCUUCCAAUCUUGCUCUUUAUCCAUCACUUAAAAAGACGGUAGGCUAUUGUUUGGUCUUUUCCCUUGAGAGACUUUAAAAACCAAUCUUAAGGAAGGUAUAUUCCACAGAGAAUUGCACGUGCAUUUGUCAGUUACUGUGGCCUUGGUUGUCUUCGGAUUGGCAAGGAAGGCAAUGUGUGCAAAGUUGCAGGACGAGUGAAUAUAUACUGCUUUACAAUUCGAGUAUGAAACUGAUGUAGUGAAAGCGAAACGUUUACCAAAAGUGUUUUCAACUAUGAUGCCUUCAGAUUACAAUCAUGAUAUACUUAGUAGCAGCAUCAUGGUUACAGAAAACAUUUCGAGCCGAAGUUUUGGCACUGGCUUGCUACACAAAGGGACUGGUCAUAAAGGAUUAGAAGCGCGAAGAGUGCAACGUUGGUUAUUUGUCGUGUUUACGGUCUUGUAAUUUGCCCUCCGCAAGAACGUUUUAUGAUGAUUGAAAGAACACAUGAGCUUUUAGCAGCAAAUUAUUCUACAUUCACUCUAUCGAAGAGGGUAACGACAAAGUCUAAGUGCUAAAAAUGAAAUCCACGAUGUAUUUGGUGUUCUUCGUGAUUUUCGUCAACAUCUGUACCAGUUCGUCGAAGCCCGCACCGAAGGUACCAAACAUUGAAGUACCAGAAAGCAAGCCAGCAGAGAGUCUGCAGGUCACUAAAUCAACAAAAGAAAUUCAAGCUGUCGAGCUCCAGAGAGUGAGAAAUCUUCUGCAAAGGGCACUCAACAACGCUUUUAGAAUGGUAGAGAAAGUAGAAAGAUCGCAGAGACGGAAACGUGGACCAUCAAGAGGAGGUCGUAGAAGAACUUGUUUACGCAGGGACAGACGAACCGGACGUUGCUUGCGAUUUCGCUUGCUUGGAAUGUGGCAGGGUUAAUGCGAAGUUUCAUUUCAACAUUACCACUGAAGCUCAGCCUUUGAAACGAGAUUUCUGCACCCAUUAGAGGCAGAUCUAAAAUUGGCUUUAAAAACUGCAAAGGUGUCAAGCCAAAACAGAGGUCACGCUGGCCUAUCGGUAUUCUUGGUAAGCAAUGGACUUUGCAGGAAAUGACCACUUGCUCACGAUGAACCAAUUCGAGGCAGCGAAACUCAGAGUCAAUGACUCAACAUUAAUUUAUAAUAAGAUUUGUAAAUAAAUAGAAGAAUUGUAUUUAUUAACUGGAUGAAAUAGUCUAUUAAUUUUAUUCUAUGCCUGAGAUUCGUAGGGAAUUUCGCAUUUUUGAAAGAAAAUAUACAGAAAA
Messenger RNA from Rhopilema esculentum, 3762 nucleotides. The record is from RefSeq and is a predicted model, not a curated record. Lineage: Eukaryota; Metazoa; Cnidaria; Scyphozoa; Rhizostomeae; Rhizostomatidae.